Molecule: messenger RNA, 478 nt
Organism: Ailuropoda melanoleuca (giant panda)
Lineage: Eukaryota; Metazoa; Chordata; Mammalia; Carnivora; Ursidae
Product: arginase, hepatic-like
Exons: 2
Cellular component (GO): cytosol; cytoplasm; nucleus
Molecular function (GO): arginase activity; manganese ion binding
Source: RefSeq, a predicted model, not a curated record
AUGAGUUGCCAAAAGUCCAUAGGCGUCAUUGGAGCUCCUUUCUCAAAGGGGCAGCCCCGUGGUGGUGUCGAAGAAGGACCGAAAAGCAUGAGAGAGGCCGGACUGAUUGAAAAACUGAAGCAAUUAGGAGAGUAUGAUGUGAAGGACUACGGAGACCUGCAUUUUCCUGAUGUUGCCAACGACGAGCCUUUCCUUAAUGUUAAGAAUCCCAGGACUGUAGGGCAAGCUAACGAAAAGCUGGCAAAAGCUGUGACUGAAGUCAAGAAGACUGGAAGGACCUGUUUAACACUUGGCGGGGAUCACAGCUUUAUAUUGAAGAGCCUUGGAAUCAAAUAUUUUUCAAUGUCAGAAGUGGAUGAGCUUAAAAUUAGCAAGGUCAUGGAGGAAACACUUAAGUACCUGCUGGGCAACAAGUCACGGCCGAUCCACCUGAGCUUUGAUGUGGAUGGUUUGGAUCCCAGCGUGGCACCAGCUACUG